Molecule: messenger RNA, 2646 nt
Organism: Chelonoidis abingdonii (Abingdon island giant tortoise)
Lineage: Eukaryota; Metazoa; Chordata; Testudines; Testudinidae
Gene: ZC4H2
Product: zinc finger C4H2-type containing
Biological process (GO): positive regulation of neuron differentiation
Cellular component (GO): nucleus
Source: RefSeq, a predicted model, not a curated record
GUCCAUAUACCCGGAGUGGGUGGCUACGUUGUGUCUAUUGUAUGGGUUGAUUUUUGUUUUGUUUUGUUUUGUUUUGGCGGGGGGGGGGUGUUGGCAUUUUGUACAUCACGGAAGGCUUAAAUUGGAGUGAAAAGCAUGGCUGAUGAGCAAGAAAUCAUGUGCAAAUUGGAAAGCAUCAAAGAGAUCAGGAAUAAGACUUUGCAGAUGGAAAAGAUCAAGGCACGCCUGAAGGCAGAGUUCGAAGCCCUGGAAUCGGAGGAGAGGCACCUGAAGGAAUACAAGCAGGAGAUGGACCUUCUGCUGCAGGAAAAGAUGGCCCAUGUGGAGGAGCUGAGGCUGAUCCAUGCUGACAUAAAUGUGAUGGAGAACACCAUCAAGCAGUCUGAGAAUGACCUCAACAAGCUCUUGGAGUCCACUCGGCGCCUGCAUGAAGAGUACAAGCCCCUUAAGGAGCACGUAGAUGCCCUUCGGAUGACUCUGGGCUUGCAGAGGCUGCCAGAUCUGUGUGAGGAGGAAGAGAAACUCUCUCUUGAUUACUUUGAAAAGCAGAAAGCUGAAUGGCAGACAGAACCACAGGAACCUCCCAUUCCAGAAUCUCUGGCUGCAGCUGCAGCUGCUGCCCAACAGCUACAAGUGGCUAGGAAACAGGACACCAGACAGACAGCAACUUUCAGACAACAGCCACCUCCAAUGAAGGCCUGUUUAUCAUGUCACCAGCAAAUUCAUCGGAACGCACCAAUAUGUCCACUCUGCAAAGCAAAGAGCCGGUCUCGGAAUCCCAAAAAACCCAAGAGGAAACAGGAUGAGUGAAACACAGAAAAUCCAUGGAAAAACAUGUGACCCAUCCUAAUCCCUUUCCAGUAGAACUGUAAACGUGGCCAGUUUAUUGAAGUGCAGACUUAAGUAUGACUUACCCAUUGUUUUCUAGUUAAUGUGACGUAAGCACAAUGUUUCUGUUCCGUCUUAAUUUCCAUCCAGUCCUCACAUUCUGGUUUUAGGAGAAGUGCUGAUGGUGCUACACUUUAACAUUUUAGUCAUUCCAUCUUUCUGACUCCUAAGCCAAGCGGAACCUCUAAUGCAAGUAGUCUCAAUGCUGAUGAGCAUUUUGCAGAGAAGGACAGAUGAUCCCUCCUGUGAAGAUAUAUUUGAGGAUACAUGUUUCAUAGUUAAAUACAUUAGACUUAAGGUACCUCUACUGUACUUGCCAAAAUGACCGUGUUUUUCUAGCCCUACACUGUUUGCCACACAGUAUCUUUUGCUAAAAAGCAGGCACUGUCUAUACAACUAUAAUAUUCUUAAUGAUCAAGUGUUACUACAGCAAGUUCGUUUUUUUUUUUUUUUUUAGAGAGAGAGAGUUGUUGCUAAAAGAUUACUCUAAUUUUCUCCUAACGGAAACCCACUUGAGGCACAGAAGUUGCUGAAUAUCCAUUUGCUGUGCUAGAGACCCAUGCCUUGACCUAACCAGCAAGAUUACAUGGGCUAGAUAUAGAGUAAAGCUCAGCAUAUCCAAGGAUUUGGGGGUAUAUCUGAAAUGACCAUAAAAAAUAGGGAUAUGGGCACAUGGAAGAUCAACAUAUAGUUCAGUUUUAUGGGGUUUGAUUAUAUGGUUCCUACAGAACUGGAUUAAAAUUUGGGAAGGGGAUCAAGCCAUUGUAUCCAUAUUAAUAUAAAAUUAUGUUUAGCUUCUUAAUUAGGCCAUUUUCAACAAUUGUAAAAUAGACUUCAAUUCAAUUAAGAACUAACUAAGGCCUCAACAGUAUUUGUGGACUUCCUGGGCUCUGAGCCAAAGAGCUAAUCCUAGUUCUUCAGGGGAAAUCAUAAAAUACCCUGGAUUUUAGUGCUCAUUGACUGCAAUAUUAGCCAUUUUAAACCUCUUCUCCCCCUUACAACUAUGGGUCAAAUCAGCUUUAGAGUAGGCAGGUACGAUGCCCACUGAAGUCACAAGGAAUUUCACUUGUGUACUCCUCAGUAGUACUGGUUGAAAAUUUUAUGCUGAAAACUGAGUUUUUGACAAAAGGAAGUUUUUCACCAGAUGAAUGCACUUUCCUAUACAAACUUCUUGUUUUUCAACAAAAAAAAUCUAAAUUUUCCACAGAAAAAAGCCAUUUUCCAACCAACUCUACUCCAGAGCUGACUUUGACUUCUUACUCUACACAUGUGCCAACAGAGCUCCGGCUGGAGUAUCUAUCAGAAUCCCCCGAUAUAGGGUGAGCGCUUUUCCUUAUUUUAGCCAAAGUAAGAGUAGCUUCUCUGAGGAAGGGCAAGAACAGGGACCUAGAAUCUCCUGGUUUCUAAUCUCAACUAUACCACUUACUCCUGGUGCCUUGAGAACAUAACUAACUGUUUUGUGAUUGACACUCUUCAGUAGGGCUGAUAAUACUGACUUGGUUCACAGGGGGACUGUGCAAAUUAAAGAGCCUUGAAUAUUAAGAAUAUUUCUAAAGUACUAAAUAUUCUUUUCAAUAACACUUGGGAUUACAGAAGGAGGGAGCCCCUUCCCUAGGUUUUUAUCCUUCCCUCUCCAUUGCCCCAGUCCUUCAUCCAUACUUGUGCUGGAGUGGUUGUAUUAAGGCAGAGGUCCCCAAACUGUGGGACAUCCCCCCCAUCCCCAGGAGGGCACGGAGGAAUGUUCAGGUUUGGGGGGGG